Molecule: messenger RNA, 483 nt
Organism: Tinamus guttatus (white-throated tinamou)
Lineage: Eukaryota; Metazoa; Chordata; Aves; Tinamiformes; Tinamidae
Source: RefSeq, a predicted model, not a curated record
AUGUGCAACUGCAGAACGGUGUUGCCUUCCACCAUGGAGAAAACACGCUACAACAGCGACCUGACCAUUUGGUUCACAGACACCUCUGGGCUGGAGAUGCUCCUUAACUUUACAAGCGUGUGUGAUCUGAAGCUCUCCUUCUGCGGCACCACUCCUCUCCCAACCGAAUACUUGACCAUCUGGGGCCUGCGAAAGCUCCGAGUGAAAAACAAGAUCAAGGGACAAUUUCCAGAGCAGAGCGUAACCAUUUAUGGUAGCAGCAACAGUGAGAAAGGGGACCCGUUUGCAGCGCACAACAAAGACAGGCAAAUGUUUGUACAUAUUUCUUUUCUGGAUACCUCUCUUUUCAACGGAUAUUCUUUGCUGAAGUCUUACAGUGUGGAAAAUGUCUCUAGUAUCACAGAGUACUUUCCGAGCCUGCUGUACUCUGAUGCUUUCUCGACGUCGGAUAACAAGAGCUAUGUUGUGACAUUCAUUUACUGA